GAGACCAAAAUGACAAAAUUGAAGAUUUUGCUGUGUCUGGCUGCUGUCAAAAACCACUCUGCUCCAUCCUCUUAUCACUGGCAUCAGCUUCAGGAUUGAAUACCCCUCUCUCUUUGCAUGGCCUGUGACAGAACAGACCUCCAAACGAUGAGCUCCCUGACCAGCACCUCGCACCUCCAGCUGGCUGCUUUUGCCUUGGGUACAAUAGGCUGGAUCCUGUGCACCAUUUCCAUGGGACUUGUGGAGUGGAGAGUGUGGCACGUGGACAACACCACCGUUAUCUCCUCGGGCAUUGCGUGGGUGGGGAUUUGGAAAGUGUGCUUCAUCAGUUAUCUUCACGUCUCAUCUGGUUAUAAAGAACAGUUCUGUCAUAAAUUCAGUGGCUAUGACUCCUUUGUCCCCCAUGAAAUUUAUGUUGCCCAGGGUCUCCUGCUGAUCGCCAUGGUCAUGGGUUUGCUGGGACUGACAGCCACAGUAUUUGCACUGAGAAAUAUUUAUAUGGGAAUCAGCCACAAAACUCUCGUCACCCAUUUCUUCCUGCUGGGUGGCUUCUUCUACAUAUUUGCUGGUCUGUGUGUCCUGGUUCCAGUGAGCUGGAACUUCUAUUCUGUAGCGCACAACCAGAGCAUCGCUUUUCCUCCCUCUUACUACAUGCCCUCCAGCCCCACGGCACAGGAAGCUGGUGCUGCCAUUCCCAUUGGGAUCAUAGCUGUCAUCUUGCUGCUGCUGAGUGGGACUUUUUCUCUCUCCUACAGAUUUCCUAUAACCACAAACACAGUCAUGAAAUCCUGAUGGGAUAAAUCCCCCCAUGCUGUUUCAGAACAAGAGCACCGUCAAAAGACAAGGAUGUCAGCACAAGUGAUUUUAUAGUCAAAGAACUACAGAAUUUAACUGUAGCCUACUGUAGCUACUAUAAUUUGUUAUAUAAAGCAGCUGAACUACCAUUCUGAUUGUCACAUAUGACCAGAGGUUCGUCUUUGAGAUAACUGCUGUAAAGCAGCAACUGUGAUUAUUAAGUUUUAUCAGUUGCCCUCUUUUGUAUAUACAAACUUUGUUGAUUAACUUAUUUGUGUGUGUGUGUCAAGUAUUUACUAUGUUCAAAGAGCAGACUCUGAAUUAACUGUCCUGUUAGAAAUACAUGGAAUUACAC
Oxyura jamaicensis (ruddy duck) is the source of this 1150-nucleotide messenger RNA. It is a transcript of the gene CLDN34, whose product is annotated as claudin 34. Gene Ontology annotation, cellular component: bicellular tight junction; plasma membrane. The record is from RefSeq and is a predicted model, not a curated record. NCBI's taxonomy places the organism in Eukaryota, Metazoa, Chordata, Aves, Anseriformes, Anatidae. Gene Ontology annotation, biological process: bicellular tight junction assembly; cell adhesion. Gene Ontology annotation, molecular function: structural molecule activity. The transcript has 2 exons. The coding region runs from base 118 to 792 and encodes 224 amino acids.